This is a messenger RNA of Trichoderma reesei QM6a, 2264 nucleotides long. RefSeq lists its product as uncharacterized. NCBI's taxonomy places the organism in Eukaryota, Fungi, Ascomycota, Sordariomycetes, Hypocreales, Hypocreaceae. The record is from RefSeq and is a predicted model, not a curated record. Bases 270 to 2264 code for a protein of 664 amino acids. The transcript is spliced from 2 exons.
CUUCUCUCUGUUCUUUGGCCUUUUGCUUGUGCGUCUGCGUGUUCUUUUCAUUGCAUCGCUUGUCAUAUUCGUCUUGCGUUACCAUCUGUGACUCCAAGCUGGGACAUCCGCUCGCUCGCUUCUUGCCGCCGCGUCAAACCCCCAGACUUCAAUUCCCAGCAAGCUCGCCUCCAACUGUCUAUCGACCAGAGCUGUCACGAGGAAAGAAAUAAGGAAGAGGUUCGAUUGAGGGAAGUACCCAAUACAAAGAGACCAUCAUCAACAGCGCCAUGGCCGACACCGAAGAACCUCAGUUCAACACGCUGGCGGAGAGGAUCGCGGCCCUCAAGAAGCAAAACAACUUCAGCAGCGUCGGCACUCCUGAAGCUGCCCGCAAGAAGCCUCCUCCACCCCCUCCGCCUUCUGGACGGCCCGCCGCCGAAUCGCGAAGCCAAACUGCUCCCGUCGUAACGGUCAACGGCUCGACCCGCGAAACAGCGCCUCAGCAGCCUCCGAGACCUGCCAGACCAAAUGCCGAUGCGCCGCCACCGCUGCCUCGUCGAAACACGCAGAAUGUGAGCUCGCCGGAUGCCUCAGCACCCCCGCCAUUGCCGUCGCGGACCAGCUCCCACCAGGCGUCUCCAGCGCUGCCACCGCGACGAGCAUCGACCAUGACUGUCCCCAAGCCUUCGGGCCGGCGCAAUUCUGCUUCGUCCGAGGCCUCAAUGCAGUCUACCAUGUCCUCCCUGUCUCUGACCAAGACGAUCUCCUCGACCACGAGCAAUGGGUCCAACGGAACUGUCGUGCACAAGCUGCCACCGGUCUGUGACAUGGCCAGCCUACCUCCUCUCCCACCUACAAGACGGGAGCUGGAGGCCAAGGCCAAGGAAGAAGCCGCUGCCAGGGAGGAGGCUGCUAGGCAGAGCGCUGCCAGGGUCACGCCCAGCCAGUCAGCUAGGCCUAGUCUCCCCCCCAGGUUGCCGUCAAGGCCAGCCAGGCCGCAGUCCCAGUCAAGCACCGACGCUGUCCCCAAGCCCGUGACGCCUCCACGGAUGCCAACGAGGCCCCGGAUUGAUGCAGCAGCUGAUGAUGUUCCGCCCCGAAUGCCAGCAAGACCCAAGGUCGACGCCGCCGAUAUCCCUCCUCCGGUUCCCCUGGCCUCCCGGCCAUCCAUGGCCCAGAUUCAGGCCUUUGCCUCCAAGGCACCGCCCGCGCCCGUGGUAUCCAAUGACUGCUGGACGUGCCGAGACUGGAGCGGCCCCGAUGGUGUGGCCGCCCAGUACCCCCGACAGGGGCUCCCCCAGCAGGACAUUGUUGGAUACCUUGCCCGCGUUCUCUGCGAGCCGUUUCCGUCAUACAACGACAAGGCAAGGGCCAUCUUCACCUGGUUUCACCACAACAUCAUGUACGAUACCAGGGCCUUUUUCAGCGGCAACAUUCAAGGCCGGACGCCCGAUGAAACCAUACGGUACGGCGCGGCUGUAUGUCAGGGGUAUGCGGAAACGUACAAGGCCAUCGCAAACAGGGCCGGCUUGGAGUGCGUUGUCGUUGGCGGUCACGGAAAGGGAUACGGCUACACUGCUUUGAAAAAGGGCGAAAGGCCUCCACCGCCCGACCCGACUGGCCAUGCAUGGAACGCCGUCAGAGUCGAUGGUGGUGUCUGGAGGCUCCUGGACGCUUGCUGGGGCGCCGGCCACAUCUGCGGAGCCAACAACCUAUUCAAGAAGGAGUUUCACCCAGUGCAGUUCACAAACAGCAGCGAGCAGUUUGGCGCCACCCAUUUCCCCUCGGAUCCCAGGCACCAGUUCCGCAACGACGGCCGCACAAUCACUUGGGAGGAGUACAUCAUCGGACGUUCGCAGGGCGAGCCGGUGGAAGCCUUUGGCAACUGUGGCCAGGAGGGCAUCGCGGAAGACUCCAUCGAGCCCGCGUCGAAGCAGAUCCCCGUCCACAGCGGCCAGGUUGUCCGAUUUCAAUUUUCCAAGCUGUGCGAGCACUGGAAGUCGGAGACGCACGGCCAGGGGAAGCCGCCGUUGUUCCUGCUGCAGAUCCACGGCCUCGACGGCCGCAAGGACGACAUGAUUCCCAUUGAGACGGAUGGCUACUGGCACUGGGCCGACGUCCAUGCGCGGGACCUCGGAGCGCCGGGACAGUCGGUCAUGGUGCUGCAGCUGACGUCUCUUGACGGCCAGGACGCGCGAGGCGUGACGGCCCAGCAGUUUCUGUCCAAGAAGGGGCGCUGUGCCAUGGCCUGGGCUGGGGUCGCCAAGUGGGAUUUGGUCUGA